UACUCUUCAAAGACUUCCUUCCGGGCACCGCGAAGCCGGCGUGCUCCGCAUUCGGAGAGGCAGCGGCGCUCGCCUUCAUCCAGGACAACAAAACUGCCAUUUCCGAAGAGAAAGGAAACGGCUCGCGGCUUCAGGGGUUCCCAGGCGCGGGCCUGCGAGGGAGGCCGGGAGCCGAGUCGCCACGCCCAGAACCCCGAGCCCGCCCCCGCGCCACCCAGCCCGGCGCCGCCGCCCCCGCUGCGCACGCGACGCCCCCUCCAGGUCCCGCUCCUGCGCCCUAUUUGGUCAUUCGGGGGGCAAGUGGCGGGAGGGGGAGACGUGAGCUGCCGAAGGGGAAGCGGAGCCGGCGCCGGCUGCGCAGAGGAGCCGCUCUCGCCGCCGCCACCUCGGCUGGGAACCCACGAGGCCGCCGCAUCCUGCCCUUGGAACAAUGGGACUCGGCGCGCGAGGUGCCUGGGCCGCGCUGCUCCUGGGAACGCUGCAGGUGCUAGCGCUGCUGGGGGCCGCCCAAGAAAGCGCACCCAUGCCGGCAUCUGCAAACGUAGAGAAUUCUGGGCCUCCACACAACUCCAGUGCUAACUCAACAGAGAUUGAACAUGUGACUUCCGACUAUACAAAUGAAAUUUCCAACAGUACUGUGAAACUACCAACUUCAGUUGCCUCAGACUCCAGCAGUAUGACAGUCACCACCAUGAAACCCACAGCAGCAUCUAAUACAACAACACCAGCGAUGGUCUCAACAAAUGUGACUUCUACCACCUUAAAGUCUACACCCAAAACAACAAGUGCUUCACAGAACACAUCUCAGAUAUCAACAUCCACAAUGACCGUAACCCACAAUAGUUCAGUGACAUCUGCUGCUUCAUCAGUAACAAUCACAACAACUAUGCAUUCUGAAGCAAAGAAAGGAUCAAAAUUUGAUACUGGGAGCUUUGUUGGUGGUAUUGUAUUAACGCUGGGAGUUUUAUCUAUUCUUUACAUUGGAUGCAAAAUGUAUUACUCAAGAAGAGGCAUUCGGUAUAGAACCAUAGAUGAACAUGAUGCCAUCAUUUAAGGAAAUCCAUGGACCAAGGAAGGAAGACAGAUUGAUGCCGCCCUAUCAAUUAAUUUUGGUUUAUUAAUAGUUUAAAACAAUACUCUUUUUUUGAAAAUAGUAUAAACAGGCCAUGCAUAUAAUGUACAGUGUAUUACGUAAAUAUGUAAAGAUUCCUCAAGGUAACAAGGGUUUGGGUUUUGUAAUAAACACCUGGAGCUUACAGACAGUGAAUACAAUGGUUUAUAUUCACUUUUAGCAAGCUCAUAGUAAGACAGACAAGUCCUAUCUUUUUUUUUUUUUUUUUUUUUUUUUUCCCGGGGGGGGGGGGCAUUGGUCACAUAUAACCAGUAAUUGAAAGGUGUCAUCACUUAAAGUGCCAUCUGGGCAUACAAAUAAGGAGUUUGUCACAGCACUCAGGAUUUUGGGUAUCUUUUGGAGCUCACACAAAGAACUUCAGUGCUUUUCAGAGCUGGAUAUAUCCUGAUUACUGAUGCCACACAGAAAUUAUACAAUCAAGUAAACCAGAUCUGAAGCAUAAUUUAAGAAAAACAUCAACAUUUUUUGUGCUUUCAACUGUAGUCGUUGGUCUAGAAACAAAAUACUCCAAGAAAAAGAAAAUUUUCAAAUAAAACCCAAAAUAAUAUCUGUGCUUAACCCUGUUAGGGACCCAUUGGAGCAUUAAAGAGCAUAUAUUUUUAUUAACUUCUUUUGAGCUUUCAAUGUUGAUGUAAUUUUUCUCUGUGUAAUUUAGGUAAACUGCAGUGUUUAACAUAAUAAUGUUUUAAAGACUUAGUUGUCAGUAUUAAAUAAUCCUGGCAAUAUAGGAAAAAAAACACCUAGAAGUUAGAUUAUUUGCUACUGUGAGAAUAUUGUCACCACUGGAAGUUACUUUAGUUCAUUUAAUUUUAAUCUUAUAUUUCAUGACUAUUUUAAGAACUGUAGAGCUGCUUUCAAUAUCUAGAAAUUUUUAAUUGAGUGUAAACACACCUAACUUUAAGAAAAAGAACCGCUUGUAUGAUUUUCAAAAGAACAUUUAGAAUUCUAGAGAGUCAAAACUGUAGCCUAAUGCUGUGUUUAUUAACCCAGGGAUUGUGGGACUUCCCCCAGGCUACUAAACCUGCAGGAUGAAAAUGCUGUAUUUUCUUUCAUGCACUGUUGAUAUUACUCAGAGAUUUAGGGAAAUGACAUUUUUUAUACUAAAACACCAACAUACUUUAGAAUAAAUUCUUAGAAAGUUUUGAGAGGAAUGUUUAGCAGGACAUUUCCUCCUUCCUGAUUUGGAUAUUCCCUCAGAUCCCUCUUACUCCAUGCUGAAGGAGAAGUACUUUCAGAUGCAUUACGUUAAUGGACAGAAAAAGCACAGUAUUUGUAGAGACACCGGUAUUAGCCACAAUGUAUUUUGGAGUGUUUUCCGUUUCACAGUUUAUAUUCCAGCACUCAAAACUCAGGGUCAGGCUUUAACAAAAGAGGUAUGUAGUCACAGUAAAUACUAAGAUCGCAUUUCUAUCUCAGAGGGCCAAAGUAAAUCACACCAGUUUCUGAAGGUCCUAAAAAUAGCUUAGAUGUCCUAAUGAACAUGCGCCUACAUUUAACAGGAAUACAAUAAAACUAUUGUGGUCAGCUUUUGUUUUGCAGAGAAUGCUAGAUAUUAAGAAUUUUAAAAUGGAUCAUUUCUGCUUGCUGUGCAUUAUAACCAAUAAUCUGAUGAACAUAGAAAAAAAUCAUCCAAAAUAUGGAUAUGAUUGGAUGUAUGUAACAUAUAGAGUAUGGAGGAAAUUGUCUAAAAAAUACAUUUAGAUUAGUUGAAAGAGAUGUGGGCUGAUGGCUGAGUUGUAUGUUACUAACUUGGCCCUGACUGGUUAUGCAACCAUUGCUUCAUUUCUUUGCAAAAUGUAGUUAAGAUAUACUUUAUUCUAAUUAAGGCCUUUUAAAUUUGUCUACUGCAUUCUUGGUAUUUCACUACUUCAAGUCAGUCAGAACUUUGUGGACCGACCUGAAGUUUCUUUUUGAAUACUUGUUUCUUUAGCCCUUUGAAGAUAGAAAAACCACUUUUUAAGUACUAAGUCAUUUGCCUUGAAAGUUUCCUCUGCAUUGGAUUUGAAGUAGUUUAGUUAUGUCUUUUCUCUGUAUAUAAGUAGUAUAAUUUGUUACUUGCAAAUACCAGUACUUUCAAUGCAAGGUUUUUUUUGUUGUUAUCUAUAAAAGUUGAGGGAAAUGGUUAUGCAAAAGAAAAUUUUGCUUUAGAUCACAUUUCCUAAGCAUAAAUUUACCUUCCUAAUUACGUUUACUUAGAAAAAUGCUCAAUUUUUGCUUGCAUUCCUUAAGAAUGUAUUUAUUUGAAGAUCAAAACAAUCCAGAUGUAUAAGUACUAGGCAGAAGCCAGUUUUAAAAUUUUCUUCAAUAAUCCAUGAAAGGAAUAAUUCAAAUACAGAUAAACAGAGUUGGCAGUAUAUUAUAGUGAUAAUUUUGUAUUUUCAGGAAAAAAAGUUAAACUCUUCUUUUUAUUGUAAUGACCAGCUUUUGGUAUUUCAUUGUUACCAAGAUCUAUUUUUAGAAUAAAAUUGUUCUCCUUCUAAAA
Piliocolobus tephrosceles (Ugandan red Colobus) is the source of this 3614-nucleotide messenger RNA. It is a transcript of the gene TMEM123, whose product is annotated as transmembrane protein 123. Gene Ontology annotation, cellular component: cytoplasmic vesicle. NCBI's taxonomy places the organism in Eukaryota, Metazoa, Chordata, Mammalia, Primates, Cercopithecidae. The coding region runs from base 431 to 1054 and encodes 207 amino acids. The record is from RefSeq and is a predicted model, not a curated record. The transcript has 5 exons.